AUUAUUUUUAUAUUUUUUUGAGGAUAUUCAAAUAGCUUUCUGGUCUUUACUUGGUCAUCCUUAUUUUCUUAACUGGAAAUGGAAGAUGUUAAAGAUCUGAAGCAACACGCUCCGGAGUCCUCUCCUACACCUGUUGUUGUUGUUUCCUCUCCGGACGAGGAUCAAUCACUUAGUGCAACUCAAACCAGCCAAAAUGCGGAUGAAAAAGCAAACUCCGAGAACCAGCAGCUAAACGUGGAUGCUUCGGAGCAUGUAGAAGAGGCUACUCAAAGCUCGUUGUUGGAGAAGAGUGAGACUCAUCCAACAGGAGCUUCUAGUACACCUAUGGUUGAUCAGGAAGACUCGUCUCAAUCUGUACAUAGUCCUAAGCCAUCGGAGCCUCCUAUCGAUAAAAAUUCAACAGCUUUAUCCGAAACUAGUCCAUCCUUUCUAUCAAAUGAAAAACCAAGUGAUUCCAAAGAGGAAGAACAUAUUCAAUCUAAUCAUUCAGGAGAAGAUCAAGCAAGUAAUAAUUCUCCUAGUAGUACCAAAAGUGCUGAUGAUUCGUGUUCUACUUCCCACGUCCAAGAGACGAAACCUGGAAAUAAUAGUCAUGUAGAGUCAUCGGAUAACAUUGACAAGGCUCCCACUCUCAGAAUCAAGAUCCCAGGGCCUACUGCUCAGUCUAAGCAGCCUGAGAACGUUGACGUAAACAGAGUUAAUAUCGAUACUGCAGCACCAAUCCAAUCUGUGAAACAGGCAGUUUCAAAGUUUGGAGGGAUUGUUGACUGGAAGGCUCAUAGACAACAGACAGUAGAGAGACGGAAUCUUAUCGAGCAAGAACUAACAAAAGUGCAAGAGGAGAUCCCAUUGUAUAAGAAACAAUGUCAGGAUGCAGAAGAUGCAAAAGUGUUAGUUUUGAAAGAACUAGAUAGCACUAAGAGACUCAUAGAAGAGUUAAAGCUCAAUCUAGAGAGAGCACAAACAGAAGAGCAACAAGCAAGACAGGAUUCGGAACUUGCCACGCUCAGGGUCGAAGAGAUGGAGCGGGGUAUUGCUGAUGACUCUAGUAUUGCAGCUAAAGCACAGCUUGAAGUUGCCAGAGCUAGGCUUGAAGCUGCAGUUUCAGAGCUAAAAUCUGUUAACUCCGAAUUAGAUGUUCUCCGUAAGGAUUAUGAUUUAUUGGUAUCCGAAAAAGAUGUUGCUGUGGAAAAAGCAGAAGAAGCUGUUUCGGUAUCAAAUGAAGUUGAGAAGACAGUUGAGGAUUUGACUAUUGAGCUCAUUACUUCAAAGGAUGCUUUGGAGGCUGCACAUGCUGCACAUCUAGAGGCCGAGGAACAUAGAGUCGGAGCAGCUAUGGCAAGAGAGCAAGAUACUCUAAACUGGGAGAACGAACUGAAGCAGGCGGAAGAAGAGCUUGAAAGGCUAAACCAUCAAAUUCUGUCUGCAAAGGAUCAUAAAGCAAAAUUAGAUACUGCUUCAUCUUUGUUACAAGAUCUCAACACUGAGUUAGCAGCUUACAUGGAAUCAAAGUUGAAACAGGAGGCUGAUGAAGAAGGGAACAUGAAAGGCGAGCAAUUAGAGACGGAUAAAAGAAGUCAUCAUGAGAUACAGGCAGUUGUGGCAUCAGCUAAGAGGGAACUCGAAGAAGUGAAACUCAACAUUGGGAAAGCAACAGCUGAAGUAGAAUGCCUGAAAGUAGCAGCAGUUGCAUUAAAGGCAGAACUGGAAAAGGAAAAAUCAGAACUAGCUUCCAUACAACAGAGAGAAGGAAUGGCAGCAAUUGCCAUUACAUCUCUUGAAGCUGAGUUGAACCGAACAAAGUCAGAGAUUUCCCUUUUGCAGAUAAAGGAAAAAGAAGCAAGAGAAAAGAUGGUGGAGCUGCCGAAGCAACUGCAAGAGGCAGCACAAGAGGCCGAUCGUGCAAAGUUACUCACUCAAACAGUUCGGGAAGAGCUGAGGAAGGCAAAGGAAGAGGCGGAGCAAGCAAAGGCAGCAUCUAGCACCGUGGAAAGUAGACUGCUUGCAGUAAAAAAAGAGAUAGAGGCUGCAAAAGCUUCAGAGAAGUUGGCCAUAGCGGCUAUCAGUGCUCUACAAGAGAGUGAAUCAACCGAAAGCACAACGGAUGAGACAACUGGAGUAACACUUUCUUUAGAGGAGUAUUAUGAACUUAGCAAGCAGGCCCAUGAGGCAGAGAAACAAGCUAAUACCAGGGUGUCUGCUGCUAUGUCCCAAAUAGAAGUAGCCAAGGAAUCAGAGUUGAGUAGUCUUAACAAGCUCGAGGAGGUUAAUCUUGCGAUGACUGAAAAGAAGGAAGCACUAGAAAUCGCACUGCAAAAGGCCGAGAAAGCCAAAGAAGGAAAAUUGGCAGCAGAGCAAGAGCUGAGGAAAUGGAGAGCGGAGCAUGAGAAAAGACGGAAAUCUGGUAAAUCUGUUACCCCGGUAAACAAAACAAUGAGCUCAAAAACGGGCUUUGAGGAGUAUAAAGAAUCAAAAGCUUCUGAGGCUGCAGUACCUCAUCAAACCUUAAAUCCAAAAGAAAAUGUACAAACAAAGAGUGAAACCGAUUCAUCUCAAGAAGUGAAGGUCACAAAGAAAAAGAAGAAGUCCUUCUUCCCACGCGUCUUAAUGUUUCUGGGCAGAAAGAAAGCACAGGCCAAGGCAAGAUGAUGAUCUCUGCUCCAUUUUUCUUGGUUUGAGAAGGAUUAUAGAGGGCAAUAAGUUUGUCAUAGGUUUGGCUCUGUCAGUAAGCCUUUGCCUAUUAAAGUUGUUGACGGCUUCAAAUGUGUACUCCUGCUAGUUCUGCAUAAAAGCUGGCAGCAAUUCAAAACUUUGGCCUCGUGAAGAUAUGACUUUCCUUGUGUUUCAUGUUCGUAUGGGUUAUAUAAUGCAACAACACAUCAAUUUUCCUAUCACUUGGCAUACCAUUUCAAUGCUAAUCGCCUCACAGUCUGAGUUCUAUGUUCUUUACUAUCCUAAUACUUUUGCUUGUUUUGUAAUAGUUUC
Molecule: messenger RNA, 2985 nt
Organism: Solanum verrucosum
Lineage: Eukaryota; Viridiplantae; Streptophyta; Magnoliopsida; Solanales; Solanaceae
Product: protein WEAK CHLOROPLAST MOVEMENT UNDER BLUE LIGHT 1-like
Exons: 4
Coding region: 79-2649 (856 amino acids)
Source: RefSeq, a predicted model, not a curated record